AUGUACCCCCAUAUAUAUCACACUUUUCUCUCUUUCUAUCUCUGUCUAUCUGUUUACCUGUCUUUCUCUCUCUCUCACAUACACACACACACAGACACAUACAGAGACACUCUCUCUCUCUCUCUCUCUCUCUCUCUCUCUCUCUCUCUCUCUGUAUAUAUCUUCUUGUAUCUAUCUAUCUCAUUUAGGGUAAACUGCUAUCAAAUUCCCUGUUCGAUUCCCAGUCAUGCAUUGCAGUGUCGAGUGACUCUCUCUCUCUCCUCUCUUUCUCUCUCUCUUCUUUCUCUCUCUCCUUCUUCUUUCUCUCCUUCUCCUCUCUCUCUCCCUCUUCUUUCUCUCCCUCUACUCUCUCUCCCCCUCUUCUCUCUCUCUCUUCUUUCUCUCCCUCCCCUCUCCUCUCUCUCCCUCUUCUCUUUCUCUCUCCCUCUUCUUUCUCUCCCUCUCCUCUCUCUCCCGCUCUUCUUUCUAUCCGCUCCUCUUUCUCUCCCCUCUUCUCGUUCUCUCUCCCUCUUCUUUCUCUCCCUCUUCUUUCUCUCCCUCCCUCUCUCUCCCUCUUCUUUCUCUCCUUCUCCUCUCUCUCUCCCUCUUCUUUCUCUCCCUCCUCUCUCUCCCGCUCUUCUUUCUCUCCCAUUCCUCUUUCUCUCCCCCUCUUCUCUUUCUCUCUCUCUUCUUUCUCUUCGUCUCCUCUCUCUCUUGCUCUUCUUUCUCUCCCUCUCCUCUCUCUCUCCCUCUUCUCCCUCUCUCCCUCUUCUUUCUCUCCGUCUCCUCUCUCUUUCCCUCCCUCUUCUCUCUCCCCCUCUUCUCUCUCUCUCUCUCUCUCCCUCUCCUUUCUCUCCGUCUCAUCUCUCUCUCCCUCCCUCCCUCUUCUUUCUCUCACUCUCCUCUCUCUCUCACACUCUUCUCUCUCUGACGCCUAAGAAUCUACUGGUUGGACGCCUUUUCCCGAACGCGUUCCCGAGUUCGCUUAGUCUGUCCGACUUUGUGACUUGCGGUCCGCCCGUCCUUGGGGGCCACUUGAGUUCACUUUCUUGUUUGUCUAACUUUGUGAAAUUCUAUUUCACCGUCACGUGUGUCCUCAGUCCGCGAUGCGCGCAACUGGCUUACCGCCGACCGUCUCCGGACGGGCGCGCCGAAGCACGUACCAGAGUUCACUUGGUCUGUCUGACUUUUGACUUGCCGUCCGCCCGUACGUGGGACCACUGGCAACAACGGAUUGUCGCGGAAAACUGUUUUUCAAUCUUUACUCUUCAUUUUCCUUUCUUCUUUGUAUUCGUUUUCUUGUUGACUGGCUCUUUGAAUUUACCUCCACCUUUAAAUGAUCAGUUAUUUCCCCUUUCUCACGCACUCUUUAUUUUUCUACAUUCUAAAAGAUAUUUUUUACACGGUUUCUUCAUUUCUAAAUCCCCGUUUAUAUUUUCUCUUUCUACAUCGAUCUUUAACUUUUCAAGAAACCCUCUUUCCAUUACUUUCUCUCUCUCUCUCUCUCUCUCUCUCUCUCUCUCUCUCUCUCUCUCUCUCUUUCUCUAUUUCAAUUACAUAUAG
Acanthosepion pharaonis is the source of this 1542-nucleotide messenger RNA. NCBI's taxonomy places the organism in Eukaryota, Metazoa, Mollusca, Cephalopoda, Sepiida, Sepiidae. The record is from the annotation of a GenBank genome assembly.